AUGCCGCCUCCUCCGCAUAUCAAGCCUGAGAAUGUCCUCAAGAGGGCUCAGGAACUCAUCGCCGUCGGCCAGGCUCCCGCCGCCUUGACUGUCCUCCACGAACAUGUCACCUCCAAGCGCACCCGUAGCAGCCCCAUCGCCUCCCUCGAGCCGGUGAUGCUCCUGUUCGUUGAGCUGUCUGUCGACCUUCGCAAGGGCAAGGCCGCCAAGGAUGGUCUUUACCAGUACAAGAACAUUGCUCAAAACACCAACGUCGGCACCAUCGAGAUCGUUCUCAAGAAGUUCAUCGAGCUUGCCGAGCAGAAGGUCACCGAGGCUCAGGCCAAGGCCGACGAGAUCCAGUCGACUCUCGACUCUGCCGCUCCUUCCUCCAACAUUGAGGAUUUGGAAGCUAUCGAGACCCCCGAGACCAUCCUCCUCGCCACCGUCUCCGGUGAGCAGUCCCGCGACCGUACCGACCGCGCCAUCGUUACUCCUUGGCUUAAGUUCCUGUGGGAGACCUACCGCACCGUCCUCGAGAUUCUGAAGAACAAUGCCCGUCUCGAGAUCAUGUACCAGUCGACUGCCUUGCAGGCCUUCAAGUUUUGCCAGAAGUACGCCCGCAAGACUGAGUUCCGUCGCCUGUGUGAGCUCCUGCGCAACCACGUCCAGAAUGCCGCCAAGUACUCUUCCCAGAUGCACGCCAUCAACCUGAGCGAUGCCGACACCCUGCAGCGUCACCUUGACACCCGUUUCCAGCAGUUGAACGUUGCCGUCGAGUUGGAGCUGUGGCAGGAGGCUUUCCGCAGCAUUGAGGAUAUCCACACUCUGUUGAACCUCAGCAAGCGUCCCGCCAAGAACAUCAUGAUGGCCAACUACUACGAGAAGCUCGCCCGCAUUUUCCUGGUUAGCGAGAACUACCUCUUCCACGCCGCCGCUUACAACCGCUACUACAACCUCCUCCGUCUCUCUUCCUUGGCCCUGGCUAGCGGUCAGAGCUCCAAGAAGGAGAACCCAUCGGUCACCGAGGCCGAGAUGACCAAGGCUGCAUCCUUCGUCCUUCUCUCUGCCCUGUCCAUCCCCGUCAUCAGCACUUCCCGCUCCCGCGGCGCCCUUGUUGAUGUGGAUGAGGCUCGCAAGAACAAGAACACCCGUCUCACUAACCUUCUCGGUAUGGCCACCUCGCCUACCCGUACUGUGCUCUUCCGUGAUGCUCUUAACAAGGGUUUGCUCCGCCGUGUGCGCCCCGAGAUCCGCGAACUGUACAACAUUCUGGAGGUUGACUUCCACCCUCUGUCCAUCUGCAAGAAGAUCACCCCCAUCCUGAAGCAGAUUGGUGCCGACCCCGAGAUGGAGAAGUACGUUGUGCCUUUGCAGCAGGUCAUCCUUACCCGUCUGUUCCAGCAGCUGUCCCAGGUUUACGAGUCCGUUGAGCUCAAGUUCGUCUACGAGCUUGCCCAGUUCCCCGCCCCCUUCCAGAUCACCCCUGCCAUGAUUGAGAAGUUCAUCAUGAACGGUUGCAAGAAGGGUGAUCUCGCUAUUCGCGUUGAUCACAUCUCGGGCGUCCUGACUUUCGACUCCGAUGUCUUCUCUUCCGCCAAGGCUGUCCACGCCGGCAGCGGUGCUGGCUCCGCUGAGAGUGAGGUCGCUCGUCUCGCCAAGACUCUUCACGUCACCUGCAUGUACGUCGAUCCCUCCUACAACCAGGCUCGUCUUCAGGCCAAGGAGACUGCCCAGGCCCGUGCCAUUGCUGGUGCCGCCCAGGAGCACGAGGAUACUCUCACCCGUCGCGUUCUUAUCGACAAGAAGAAGGAAGCCGCCACCGAUGCUUUGCAGCGCAAGCAGCGCGAAGAGGAGACCCGCAAGCGUGUCCGUGCCCAGCAGCUCCAGGACGCCGAGAAGCAGCGUCUGGCUGAUGAACAGCGUGAUCGUGAGCUCAAGCGUAUCAAGGAUGAGCAGGACCGCAUCCGCCAGGAGGAGCUCAAGAAGCAGCUCGAGGAGCUCAAGACUGGUGUCAAGGGUAUUGACGUCAGCGAGAUCGACCUUGAGGAGCUUGAUGCCAACCGCCUGCGCGCCAUGAAGCUGGCUCAGCUCGAGAAGGAGAAGAAUGAGCUGAACGACCGCAUCCGUACUACUGCUAAGCGUAUUGACCACUUGGAGCGUGCCUUCCGUCGCGAGGAACUGAAGCACAUCGCCGCCGAUUACGAUGAGCAGAAGAAGCAGGACUUGGAGCUUUACGAGAAGCAGACCGCCCAGAGCUUGCGCGAGUCCAAGGAGAAGCACGCCGAGGCAGUGGCCCUCAAGCACCGCCUGGGUCGCCUUGUUCCCCAGUUCAGCAACUUCCGUCGUGAGGUUUCUGAGAAGCGCCACGAGGAGUUCGAGAAGCGUCGCAAGGCUGCCGAGCGCGAGUUCGAGGCUAAGAAGAAGCAGCGUGUCAAGGAGGUCCAGGAACGCCGCCGUCGCGAGAAGCAGGAGCGCGAGGAAGAGGAGGCUCGUCGUAAAGAGGAGCAGGAGCGUGCCGAGCGUGAGGAGCAAGAGCGCAUUGCCCGUGAGGAGGAACGCCGUCGUAUCUUCGCCGAGGAGAAGGCCAAGCGCGAGGAAGAGCGAUCGUCAGUAUUCCCUUACUUCAUUUUCCCUUCAGAUCUCGAUGCUAACUUGAUGUACAGCAAAAUGGAUGAGAUGGCUCUCAAGCAGCAACAGCGCGAGGAAGAAGCCGCCGCCCGCCUCGCAGCUCGCAGGAGUGGAUUCGAACCCGCAGCCGAACGAACUGCGCCCCGUCUCAAUGUCGCCCCACGUACUGGUGCUCCCUCCAGCUGGAGAGAACGUCAAGCUGCCAAGGAAGCUGGUGGUGCCGCCGCCGAGCCCACCCGCGAGUUCACUCGCGCCCCCGUCCGUGAAGAGCCUGCCCCUCUCCGCAAGGGUGGAUACGUUCCUCCUCACCUGCGCAGCGGUGCCUCCGCCAGCGCUGGAUCCGCCCCCCUCCCCCUGCUCCCCGCGAGCCCCGUGAACCCCGCGAGUCUCUGCCCCGUGAGGCUCCCACCGAGCGCUGGGCGCCCCGUCAACCUCGUGAAUCUUCUUCUCAGUCUCCUGCUCCCGCUUCGGAAUCCAAGCCCGCCGCCGGUGGCAAGUGGGUCCCUAAGUGGAAGCAGCAGCAGUAAACGACCGAGCUACGACUUUCCAGUUAAAAAGUGUAUCCAAGCUCUUUUCUUUUUGGCGCUAUUCUCAUGA
Penicillium coprophilum is the source of this 3207-nucleotide messenger RNA. It is a transcript of the gene tif32, whose product is annotated as putative eukaryotic translation initiation factor 3 subunit EifCa. The record is from RefSeq and is a predicted model, not a curated record. Gene Ontology annotation, biological process: formation of cytoplasmic translation initiation complex; translation reinitiation. Gene Ontology annotation, cellular component: multi-eIF complex; eukaryotic translation initiation factor 3 complex, eIF3e; eukaryotic translation initiation factor 3 complex, eIF3m. NCBI's taxonomy places the organism in Eukaryota, Fungi, Ascomycota, Eurotiomycetes, Eurotiales, Aspergillaceae. The coding region runs from base 1 to 3207 and encodes 1068 amino acids. The transcript has 4 exons. Gene Ontology annotation, molecular function: mRNA binding; translation initiation factor activity.